CGGCGGCGCAGCGCAGAGAGAGCCAUGGCCAGCGAUGGCGAGGGACGCGGGCAGACACCCGCCGCGGCCGCGGAGCCUGGCCUGAGGGAGCGGGGGCCCUAGAACCGACCCGACGGCGUCAUCCCACAACAGGGGGAAAAAAAAAAAAAAAAACAAAAAAAAAAAAAACCAAAACCAACAAAAAAAAAAGCCCCAAAUUAAUAAAUAACCAAAAAAAAAAAAAAAGAAAGGGAAAAGCCACCAGCCCGGCAGCACCGCCACCAGCCCGCAGCGCCCGCCCGCGGGAGGAACCGGCCCGCGGCCGCCGCGAAGAGCUCCGGGACGCCCCGCCGCCCACCAGAUAGAUGUGCGGUCCAGCCGCCCGCACGGCCGAGGAUGAACGCGCAGCUGGCGAUGGAGAACAUCGGCGAUCUGCACGGGGUGAGCCAUGAGCCGGUGCCCGCCGCCGCCGACCUGAUGAGCGGCAGCCCCCACCACCGGAGCGCGGUGGCCCACCGCGGCAGCCACCUGCCUGCCCACCCGCGCUCCAUGGGCAUGGCGUCCAUCCUCGACGGCGGCGACUACCACCACCACCACCGGCCGCCCGACCACGCGCUGACGGGCCCCCUGCACCCCACCAUGACCAUGGCCUGCGAGACACCCCCCGGCAUGAGCAUGAGCAGUACCUACACCACGUUAACCCCUCUGCAGCCUCUACCUCCCAUCUCGACGGUCUCGGACAAGUUCCCUCACCACCACCACCACCAUCACCACCACCACCACCCCCACCAGCGGAUACCGGGCAACGUGAGCGGCAGCUUCACGCUCAUGCGGGACGAGAGGGGUCUGGCGUCUAUGAACAAUCUCUACACCCCCUACCAUAAGGAUGUUACCGGCAUGGGGCAAAGCCUCUCUCCGUUGUCCGGAUCUGGCCUGGGGAGCAUCCACAACUCCCAGCAAGGGCUGCCCCACUACGCUCACCCCAGUGCCACCAUGCCCGCCGAGAAAAUGCUCACCCCAAACGGAUUUGAAGCCCACCACCCUGCCAUGUUAGCCAGGCAUGGCGACCAACACCUCACCCCCACCUCCGCUGGCAUGGUGCCUAUCAACGGGAUCCCACACCACCCCCAUGCCCACUUGAACGCCCAGAGCCACGGGCAGAUCCUGGGCUCUGCCAGGGAGCAAAACCCUUCCGUAACUGGUUCGCAGGUCAACAGUGGAAGUAAUUCAGGGCAAAUGGAAGAAAUCAAUACCAAAGAAGUAGCUCAGAGGAUCACCACCGAGCUCAAGCGGUACAGCAUCCCCCAGGCUAUCUUCGCCCAGAGGGUGCUGUGCCGUUCUCAAGGGACCCUCUCAGACCUGCUGAGGAACCCCAAGCCCUGGAGCAAGCUCAAAUCCGGCCGGGAGACCUUCCGCAGGAUGUGGAAGUGGCUCCAGGAGCCGGAAUUUCAGCGGAUGUCUGCUCUGCGGCUGGCAGCGUGCAAGAGGAAAGAACAAGAGCACGGGAAGGAUAGAGGGAAUACACCCAAAAAGCCUCGGUUGGUCUUCACGGAUGUCCAGCGUCGAACUCUACAUGCAAUAUUCAAGGAAAAUAAGCGUCCGUCCAAAGAAUUACAAAUCACCAUUUCCCAGCAGCUCGGGUUGGAGCUGAGCACCGUCAGCAACUUUUUCAUGAAUGCACGGAGGAGGAGUCUGGAUAAGUGGCAAGACGAGGGCAGCUCCAAUUCAGGCAACUCAUCUUCUUCAUCAAGCACUUGUACCAAAGCAUGAAGGAAUAACCACAAACUAAACCUCGGUGGAAAAGCUUUAAAAAUAAAUAAAUAAAUAAAUAAAUAAAGACAGACCAGGACCUCAAGAUAGCAGGUUUAUACUUAGAACUAUUUGAAAAAAAUGUUAUUUAUAAGUCCAAAGAAACCAAAGACUUAUUUCACCUGCAUUAUGACUUUGUUCUAAGACACACACUUUAGUAGGACGACGACUUGCAAAAAAACAGAGAGGAAGAAGAAAGCGAAAUGGAGGGGAUGAAACGGAAGGCAAAGAGAAGAGAAACAGACCACUGGUCUUACACCUUCGCCCAUGAUCAUCUUCACCGUACUUGGCUGUUUAGUGGUUUGGAGCAUAGUGAUUUCUUGUCAUUGAACAGACAUCUCUUCAGACAUGGCUCUUCAUUUCCACAGCAAUUGCCACGAAGGUGUAUGGUGUAUCCGUACUGCGUACACGCUGGUGGUUAGGGACUUAGUCAGGGCUGGUCUUCAGAGAGGGUUGUGCCAUGGCACGACCGACAAAGCGUGGAGUCGUCUGAAUUCAUUUGAACGGUAGUGUGAUUUUUUGCUGUUUCAUGGUUUGAACUUAACCGGUGCAACGGCUGGAAACAAGUUCAAACCAGGCAAAGAAAUUUUGAAUGGUACCUAAACCAGUGCAUUCUCUUUGUUUGUUAAGGAAUGUUCAGAUUUAAAAAAAGGAAAACUAUUCCAUCCAUUAAAAAAAAAAAAUCGACUAGCUACCAAAGAACACAUUUAAUAAUUAUAUUGCAGGUAUUUUAUUGCAAUGAUUUUAAUAUUCCAAAGCUAUUUUUACACAAAAUACUAUGUAGAGUUAUAGGUAUAAACUAAUCUAACUGUAUGACACAUAAAACUUGUAAUCAAGACUGUUAUUUGCAAUUAGUAAAACCACAUUAUUGUUUCUUUCCAUGAUUGGCAAGAAAGAAUGUCAUCGGAGGAGAUGGCAGCCCCCGCCGGAGCACAGGUACUGACGAUGGGAUGCUGCUUCCCUUGAAGUCAGCCAGCCUUUUUGUCGCUGACUUCAACGGGAGCAAAGGGAAAAAAAGAAAAAAAAAAAAAAAAAGGGGGAUACACACUGUUAGAGGCGCGUGUGCGACAGCGUGGUGCGGGCAGCCCCUCGGUGGGCUCUGCCAGGCCGGCCUUGCGGGAAGCGCGUUGGGCAGCGAGCGCCCUUCGCAAGCCCCGCGCUGUGUCGCUACAGCUCAGCUCUGCCACCUAGCCCGCAAACAGCAGACCUCGGGCUCCUCGUAUGCAAAAAUGAGAAGAACUGCGAAACGUAAGACCACAGGGCUCAGCGUCUGAUCAAUACUCAUUGACAUUA
Messenger RNA from Chroicocephalus ridibundus (black-headed gull), 3081 nucleotides. RefSeq names its product one cut homeobox 1 (gene ONECUT1). The record is from RefSeq and is a predicted model, not a curated record. Gene Ontology annotation, molecular function: DNA-binding transcription factor activity, RNA polymerase II-specific; RNA polymerase II cis-regulatory region sequence-specific DNA binding. The transcript is spliced from 2 exons. The coding region runs from base 376 to 1749 and encodes 457 amino acids. Lineage: Eukaryota; Metazoa; Chordata; Aves; Charadriiformes; Laridae. Gene Ontology annotation, biological process: regulation of transcription by RNA polymerase II. Gene Ontology annotation, cellular component: nucleus.